Molecule: messenger RNA, 1887 nt
Organism: Labrus mixtus (cuckoo wrasse)
Lineage: Eukaryota; Metazoa; Chordata; Actinopteri; Labriformes; Labridae
Gene: ppp1cc
Product: protein phosphatase 1, catalytic subunit, gamma isozyme
Exons: 7
Coding region: 338-1309 (323 amino acids)
Cellular component (GO): cytoplasm; nucleus
Molecular function (GO): protein serine/threonine phosphatase activity
Source: RefSeq, a predicted model, not a curated record
ACUGUAUGUUCAAGGUGCGGCAGAGAAACACAGAUACGGGACAACAUCAGCGCUAGCUGCGGGCUAGUGCGGUUUACUUUGUUUUUUUUAGUCCUCGUUUCUAAGCUAAAUCCAACAUUGGAUGAAGAUUAUUUUUUAAGUGAGAUGCCGAAGUAGUUUAUUAGUCUGUCGAGAGUGUUAAGGAGCAUCGAAGUAGCAGCAGGGUCGGGCCGACAUAUUUACCCUCAGCCGAAGCUAACGGAAGCUAACGGGAAGCUAGCGGGCUAGCUUUCACAAGUGUGUAAACACCAAGAGCGAGAUUUAGCUGACUUUGUUUUUUAUUAAUAUCAACGUAACAAUGGCUGACGUCGACAAGCUCAACAUAGACAGUAUCAUCCAGCGCCUGUUAGAAGUCAGAGGGGCAAAGCCGGGCAAGAACGUACAGCUGCAGGAGAACGAGAUCCGAGGACUGUGCCUCAAAUCCAGGGAGAUCUUUCUCAGUCAACCCAUUCUCCUGGAGCUGGAGGCGCCGCUCAAGAUUUGUGGCGACAUCCACGGGCAGUACUAUGACCUGCUGAGGCUGUUUGAGUAUGGGGGCUUCCCUCCAGAGAGCAACUACCUGUUUCUGGGCGACUAUGUGGACAGGGGGAAGCAGUCUCUGGAAACCAUCUGUCUUCUCCUGGCCUACAAAAUCAAAUACCCAGAGAACUUCUUCCUGCUUAGGGGAAACCACGAGUGUGCUUCAAUCAACAGAAUAUACGGUUUCUAUGAUGAGUGUAAACGAAGGUACAACAUCAAGCUCUGGAAGACCUUCACAGAUUGUUUCAACUGUCUCCCUAUUUCUGCCAUUGUUGAUGAGAAGAUCUUUUGCUGCCAUGGAGGACUGUCACCUGACCUCCAGUCCAUGGAGCAGAUCAGACGCAUCAUGCGCCCCACCGAUGUCCCUGACCAGGGGCUGCUGUGCGACUUGCUCUGGUCUGAUCCAGAUAAGGAUGUUUUGGGCUGGGGGGAGAACGACAGGGGUGUAUCAUUUACUUUUGGCUCAGAGGUGGUCGCCAAGUUCCUGCACAAGCAUGACCUGGAUCUGAUCUGUCGCGCCCAUCAGGUUGUUGAGGAUGGCUAUGAAUUUUUCGCAAAGAGGCAGCUUGUCACUUUGUUCUCAGCGCCCAACUACUGCGGGGAGUUUGAUAAUGCUGGUGCCAUGAUGAGCGUGGAUGAGACCCUCAUGUGCUCCUUUCAGAUUCUGAAACCAGCCGAGAAGAAGAAGCCCAACGGGAGCCGUCCCGUCACCCCCCCUCGCAACAUGGUCACCAAGCAAGCCAAGAAAUGAGGAGGGGGACAAAUGGCCGGGGUCUCACGCCUCCACUCUGCUUUCGUCUUCUGCAUUUGAAGGAUUGUUUUUUUUUUUCCUUCAUGCUGCCAAUAUUGAAAAGAUGUUCACUCCUACCUGAUGAAAGCAAAAUGUUUAGUUGUUUUGUCCACAGGGGUAAUAAUUGAUAUGUCACCAUGGAAACCUCAGGUGUUUUGCACUCCAUUUUGCAGCUAGUCUUUGCCACAUAUGAUGGAUGAAUCAGGAACCAUGUAACAACACGGCUCCAUAUGCACAGGAAUGCCUUGUUUGAAGCUGUGCACAAUGUUUUCCACUUUCUUUUGAUUUCUUACUCAUUUGUUGUCUCUUUUUUCCCCUGUCGGUAAAGGGUAAUAAUGGCUAUAAGACCAACGGGGAAACUUCACAAACACCUGUUUACUUACAGUUGAUGAAAGUCAGUGCUAUAGGAUGUUGACUUUACACUGCAUUGUCACAUUUUAAAAUAAGUCCUGUGCUAAAUUAAGGAAAUAAACAAGCACUCUUGUAAUGUCUGAAACCUUUCUAAUAAACUUCGAGUGUAUUUUAGGGGGAAACAAGGA